CGUUCUUCCUUGUUUCACGGCAGACUCGAAGGGCUGGGCUCAACUGCAAAUGGGGGACGGGCAUCUCACGCCGCCAGGAGAACAGCGCUGCGGCUGCUAAAGGGCCUGGCGCUUGGUAGCCAUGGAAACCAAACAGGAAGCAUCGGCCGUGUGGAGCCAGACCGUCAACGACGACUCGAACAAUUCAACACAGGUGCAUUUUGAAGGCAGCGCCGUGACCCAGAUUGUGUACAGUGGCGAUCAGUCGGACCGGGCGGAGCAGCAGGUGGUCUACACAGCGGAGGGCAACUCCUUCACCUCUGUGGAGUCUGCAGAGCACACGCUGGUCUACAUUCAUCCUGCAGACGGCAGCCAAACGGUGUUUUCUGAUCAGCCUCAAGUGGCUUACAUCCAGCAGGAUGGCACGACUCAGCAGGUGACUGUUCUCCUGCCUGGUGGACAGAAUGUGAAUGCUGCCAAUCUGCACGUUCUCAGUAACGUAGCAGAGGCUCCACAAGCCAUCCUGGAGCCAGUUUCCCAGGAGCAUCUGUCCAACUCCCUGACAGACAUGGCCGACAUCGCUGAGCCCCCCAGCAGCCCGCUUGGAGCCACCGACUCCACAGACGACUCAGACGAAGUCGAUGACGAAGACUCUGAGAUGGACGACUGGGAGCUGCGACACCCUCCGCUGUUCGACCCUCACGCCCUCUGGUGCGAGGAGUGCAACAGUUCCAACCCUUCGGACUGUCCGCUGCACGGCCCCCUGCAUCCCAUCCCCAACCGGCCCGUGUUGUCCAAAGCCAGGGCCAGCCUGCCUCAGAUCCUCUACAUCGACCGCUUCCUGGGAGGAGUCUUCUCCAAGAGGCGCAUCCCCAAGCGAACCCAGUUUGGCCCUGUGGAGGCGCCGCUGGUUUCCCAGAGUGAGCUACAAGACCACAACUUUAAAUUAAAAGUGUACCUGCUGAAUGCAGAGAAGGAAGAAGGGAAGCCAAGCGACGUCUGGUUGGAUCUCUCUGACGAGGAAAGCUGCAACUGGAUGAUGUUUGUGCGGCCGGCUCAAAACCACCUGGAGCAGAACCUGGUGGCCUACCAGUACGGCUCCGACAUCUUUUACACCACCAUCAAACACAUCCAGCCCAAGCAGGAGCUGAAGGUUUGGUACGCCGCCUCGUACGCAGACUUUGUGAACCAGAAGAUCCACGACGUUACGGACGAGGAGCGUAAAGCGCUCCAGGAGCAGGAGUGGAACUGGCCGUGCUACGAGUGCAACCGGCGCUUCGUGAGCUCCGAGCAGCUGCAGCAGCACCUCAACAUGCACGACGACAAGCUCAGCUCCGCUUCGAGAUCCAGAGGCCGCGGCAGAGGGCGAGGCAGGAAGCGGUUUGGGACGGGGAGGCGACCGGGACGGCCGCCGAAAUUCAUCCGCGUGGAUCCGGCUGCAGACACCAACGGAGACAAGACGGCAGAGCUGCUGGAUCCGACGGAGAAGCCGCUGGAGGAGGACGGCGCUCAGAACGGGCUGAAGGACGUGGACACGGAGCCGGAGGGGGAGGCCGGGACGGAGGACGAGGGUCCGCCGGAGCCCCCCGCCGAGGAGCCGCUGCUGCAGGCCGACGCCCCGCCGCCUCGCCCCGACCCGGCCGUUCCCGUGAAGGACGACCCGGCGCAGAGCGGGCAGCCAGAACCGCACCUGACCUCCCAGGACCUUCACCGCGCCAAGAAGAUCCGGGCGGACGAGCAGAAUGCCGCGCUGCAGCACCUCUUCAUCAGGAAGAGCUUCCGGCCGUUCAAAUGCACGCUGUGCGGCAAGGCCUUCCGGGACAAAGACAAGCUGGAGCUCCACCUGCGCGUCCACGGCCGCGACGCCUACGCCUUCUCCUGCCACUGCUGCGGGAAGAGCUUCGUGAGCGACGCGGCGCUGGAGGACCACCUGCUGGCGCACGCAGAGAGCCGCUCCUACUCCUGCCUCCUGUGUCCGGAGACGUUCGAGAGGCUGGAGCUGCUGAAGGACCACGUGGACGUCCACGCCGUGGACGGCUGCUUCAGCUGCCCGUCCUGCGACAAGAGCUUCACGGACUUCAUCCAGAUGAAGAAACACGUCCGCUGCUUCCACUCAGAGAAGAUCUUCCAGUGUCCAGACUGCGAUAAGGCCUUCUGCCGACCGGACAAGCUGCGGCUCCACAUGCUGCGCCACUCCGACCGCAAGGACUUCCUGUGCUCAACCUGCGGCAAGCAGUUCAAGAGGAAGGACAAGCUGCGGGAACACAUGCAGCGCAUGCACAAUCCGGACAGAGAGGCCAAGAAGUCCGACCGGACCCACCGCUCCAAAGCCCACAAAACCAAGGUCCCCUCCACCGACCUGGAAAGCUUCGUGUUCAAAUGCAGGCUGUGCAUGAUGGGAUUCCGGCGCCGAGGGAUGCUGGUCAAUCAUCUGUCCAAACGGCAUCCGGAGAUGAGGAUCGACGACGUGCCGGAGCUGACGUUACCGAUCAUCAAACCCAACAGGGAUUACUUCUGCCAGUACUGCGAUAAGGUGUAUAAAAGCGCCAGUAAAAGGAAAGCUCACAUCCUGAAGAACCACCCAGGGGCGGAGUUACCGCCCAGCAUCCGGAAGCUGCGCCCGGCUGCUCCCGGAGAGCCGGACCCGAUGCUCAGCACCCACACCCAGCUGACCGGAACCAUAGCAACCGCGCCGGUCUGCUGCCCGCACUGCGCCAAACAGUACAGCAGCAAGACUAAGAUGGUGCAGCACAUCAGGAAGAAGCAUCCCGAGUUCGCCCAGCUGGCCAACACCAUUCACUCUCCUCUGACCACGGCGGUGGUCGCUCCGGCAGUCAUCACCGCUGAUGGUGCAACGGCAGAAGCUGUAGUGACCACCGACCUGCUGACCCAGGCCAUGACGGAGCUUUCCCAGACGCUGACCGCAGACUACCGGACCUCCCAGGGAGACUACCAGCGAAUCCAGUACAUCCCAGUGUCGCAGGCGGGCGGCAGUCUGGCGCAGCCGCAGCACAUCCAGCUGCAGGUCGUCCAGGUCGCGCCGGCCGCCUCGCCUCACUCCCAGGCCCAGACAGUCGAUGUGAGCCAACUGCACGACCCCCAUGGCUACAGCCAGCACUCCAUCCAGGUGCAACACAUCCAGGUGUCGGAGUCCUCUGGCGCCGCUCAAGCCGCCACUCAGGGAAACAGUCAGCCUCUAAGCCCCGCCUCCCAGCAGCCCAGUCAGGAGCUGAGCCCCGCCCAGCAGCAGGGGGCGGUGCAGCACGCCUACAUCCCCGGAAACUGGAACUACAGAGGCUACUCGUCUGAGAUCCAGAUGAUGGCGCUACCUCAUGCGCAGUACGUGAUCGCGGAGCCCGGCACGCCCGCCGGGUCUGCAGUCAACAGCAGCCAGGUGAAGACGGCGCACUUUGUCAUCUCUGAGGGUCAGACUGACCUGGAGACGAAGCAGGUGGCUCCUCAGAGCGCGACCCAGACCCAGACCCAGACCGACCACCUGGAUCCGCCGCCCGCGACCCAGCAGGCCCCCACGCAGUACAUCAUCACCACCACGACCAACGGCGGCACCACCGGCGAAGUCCACAUCACCAAGCCGUGACGUCUGGCGUUUCCGCUGAAGAGUCACGGCGUGGGUCUGUGGACAUUUCCAGGAAACGAAACGCUCUCAGCACAGUUUUAUGUGUCUGAAUGUUAGUGAGCUGCUGCCAGAACGUUAUCAGGAAAUCAAAAUAAAGUUUCCAUCUACGACUGAAAACACCAACACCACUAAUUCUGACAUCAUGCACUGGAAAAUAAAACUGAGUUGUACUUUUGGGUUUUUUAAAUAAAAAUAAAUGAAGUGAA
Messenger RNA from Poeciliopsis prolifica (blackstripe livebearer), 3822 nucleotides. It is a transcript of the gene prdm10, whose product is annotated as PR domain containing 10. Gene Ontology annotation, molecular function: protein binding. The transcript is spliced from 24 exons. The coding region runs from base 122 to 3577 and encodes 1151 amino acids. Lineage: Eukaryota; Metazoa; Chordata; Actinopteri; Cyprinodontiformes; Poeciliidae. Gene Ontology annotation, cellular component: nucleus. The record is from RefSeq and is a predicted model, not a curated record.